Molecule: messenger RNA, 945 nt
Organism: Rotaria sp. Silwood1
Lineage: Eukaryota; Metazoa; Rotifera; Eurotatoria; Philodinida; Philodinidae
Source: the annotation of a GenBank genome assembly
AUGACGAUGAUAUUUUCUUUCGUAAUAGUUGCUACAUGGGUUUUUGCCGUUCAAUGUGUAAUCACUCGAACUCCGAGUGGUGAUAUCCUUGGUUUCACAUCUGAUGGAGUCGAUAUUUACUUGGGCAUUCGUUAUGCAGAAUUUUCGGAGCGCUGGACACCAGCUAAACUACCUUCUUCGUGGACAGGAAUACAAAAUGCAACAACGUUUGGUUCGAUCUGCCACCAGUUUGGUCCCUACAAUCAACCAUUUCAGUUUAAAGAAAGUGAACAUUGUCUCUUUUUAAAUUUGUGGGUACCGACUACAAGAAAUGCGUCGCUAUUACCAGUACGUUUAUGGUUACAUGGUGGCGGUUAUACUGCUGGUAGCAGUAAUGAUUAUGACGCUCGAAAUCUUGCUAAUCUUUCUCAAUCAAUUAUUGUCACAAUCAAUUAUCGUCUUGGUAUAUUUGGUUUUUUUCCAUUACCAGCUGUUGAAGAAAGAAAUUUCGGUUGGCUUGAUCAACAAUUAGCUUUACAAUGGGUUCAAGAGAAUAUUGCAUCAUUCGGUGGUGACAAAACGAACGUUAUGUUAUUCGGUCAAUCAGCCGGUGGUGGUUCUACUAUUGCACAUUUACUGAUACAAUCGAGUUGGUCACUCUAUUCGUCAGCUAUUCUACAAUCAAGUGGACCUUUUCGCUAUGACACUUGUCAAGAAAGAGAACAGAUAAAUUUAGAACUACUCGAAAAAUCUUUUUCCGAAUGUCAAUCGAAUAUUAAUUGUUUUCGUCAAUUAAACGCAUCACUAUUCUAUGAAAAACUUACAGUGAACUGGAUAACAUUAUGGCCUUGUAUUGGUGAACGUUCACAACUCAAGGAACAACCGUUAGCAUUAUUUCGAAAAGGUGAUUUCAAUAAGAAAGCAUCAAUCAUAGGUGGUAUGAAUACAAAUGAAGAAGAAUUUUAA